ACGUGAGGGCGCCGACGCUUCGCCUGAGCGGGCAGUGUUCGUGGUUUGAGUUUGUGACUGCUGGGGACGCUUUCCCGGCCGGGUCGCUCUUUGGAAGCGUGCUCUGCAUUCGCAUUUCCUGUUGAGCCCACCAUGAGGCGCCUGGGUUCGGUGCAGCGGAAAAUGCCGUGUGUGUUUGUGACGGAGGUGAAAGAGGAGCCCUCCACCAAAAGGGAGCAUCAGCCAUUUAAAGUUUUGGCAACUGAAACUCUAAGUCACAAGGCAUUAGAUGCAGAUAUAUACAGUGCACUUCCAACAGAAAAAGUGGAUGGAACAUGUUGCUAUAUUACUACCUACAAAGGUCAGCCAUACCUUUGGGCUCGGCUAGAUAGAAAACCUAACAAACUAGCUGAGAAAAGAUUUAAAAAUUAUCUACAAUCAAAACAAAACUCACAAGAAUUUUUUUGGAAUGUUGAGGAGGACUUCAAACCUGUUCCAGAGUGCUGGAUACCAGCGAAGGAAAUAGAACAAUUAAAUGGGAAUCCGAUGCCUGAUGAAAAUGGACACAUUCCUGGUUGGGUACCAGUGGAGAAACACAACAAACAGUACUGCUGGCAUUCCUCUGUAGUUAAUUAUGAAUUCGAAGUUGCCCUGGUACUGAAGCAUCAUCCUGAUGAUCCUGGGCUUCUGGAAAUUAGUGCAGUGCCGCUCUCAGAUCUCCUAGAACAAACACUAGAACUUAUAGGAACAAAUAUUAAUGGAAACCCGUAUGGGCUAGGAAGCAAGAAGCAUCCAUUACAUCUUCUUAUACCACAUGGGGCAUUUCAAAUCAGAAAUCUACCUACCUUGAAGCACAAUGAUCUGUUAUCCUGGUUUGAAGGUUGCAGAGAGGGUAAAAUUGAAGGAAUAGUAUGGCAUUGUAACGAUGGCUGUUUAAUCAAGGUUCAUCGCCAUCAUCUUGGUUUAUGCUGGCCAAUUCCAGAUACUUACAUGAAUUCAAAACCAGUUAUUAUCAACAUGAACCUGAACAAGUAUGACCAUGCCUUUAAUACUAAAUGUUUGUUUAGUCUUUUUUCAAAAAUAGAUAAUCAGAAAUUUGGUAGGCUCAAAGAUAUAAUACUUGAUGUAUAAACUAAAAUGCAAUUAAGAACCAGCUUUAUUGUUAUCUUUGAAUCUUGAAUAUUCUGCCACAUGUGGAAGGUAAAAAAAAUCUCAAGGUUCCAUGUCUAAUAGAGCAUUUGAAGACAUGAAUUUCCCAGUUGCAAAGGUCUAUUCAAAAUUUUAUUUAGAACCAGCAAAUGAAUUUCAACCACUAGACUUAAAAAUGUAAUAAUAAGCUCCUUACCUUGUACAAAAGUUGGAGAAAGACAGCAGUUAAACCAACAAUUCUAGAUCAUUUAAAAAUUAAAUAGUUCAAGAUGAAUUUAUUCUAAACACUUAAAACAUAUGGCUGUAACCUCAUAACAUGUUUAUAUACAUGUACAUAUAUAUAAAAUUCUAGAGUCUUAAU
Molecule: messenger RNA, 1489 nt
Organism: Neomonachus schauinslandi (Hawaiian monk seal)
Lineage: Eukaryota; Metazoa; Chordata; Mammalia; Carnivora; Phocidae
Gene: RLIG1
Product: chromosome 5 C12orf29 homolog
Exons: 7
Coding region: 133-1110 (325 amino acids)
Biological process (GO): response to reactive oxygen species
Molecular function (GO): RNA ligase (ATP) activity
Source: RefSeq, a predicted model, not a curated record